GACUGUGUCAUGACUUGAACAAGUCAUCCUGUUCCAAUGAAAAAACAUCUGGUUAUUCUCAUGGAUUUGAUGAAAUAUCUUUUAUCUUUCCUUUUCUUUUUUCCCCACCCGAAACUCCCAGGAUAUCCAGUGAACACUCGCCAAAGCUUCAGAUCCGGAGCCACAGUUACCUGAGGGCAGUGAGCGAAGUUUCCAUCAACAGGAGCCUGGACAGCCUGGACCCUGCAGGGCUGCUGACGUCCCCCAAGUUCCGCUCCCGCAACGAAAGCUACAUGAGAGCCAUGAGUACCAUCAGCCAGGUGAGUGAGAUGGAAGUGAACGGUCAGUUCGAAUCCGUCUGCGAGUCCGUGUUCAGCGAACUGGAGUCUCAGGCGGUGGAAGCGCUGGAUCUGCCUAUGCCGGGCUGCUUCCGCAUGAGGAGCCACAGCUACGUCAGAGCCAUCGAGAAGGGCUGCUCCCAGGAUGAUGAGUGCAUAUCGCUGCGGUCCUCAUCUCCCCCGCGUACAACCACCACGGUGAGGACCAUCCAGAGCAGUACUGGUGUGUCAGCUUUACAGAGCUCACCAGCACAAAAAGAGGAUCUUGGCAUUGUUACACUGGCGAACAUAGAAGACGCUUCAUACAUCCGGGUGGAUGACUUGCAUUGUCAAGAUCUUUUAAAAGAUCUGGGCGUUAUUAGAGUGUCAUCCUGCAUUACCACCUACAAGAAGACACCGCCUCCAGUCCCACCGAGAACUACCACCAAACCCUUUAUUUCCAUCACAGCCCAGAGCAGCACGGAGUCUGCCCAGGAUGCAUACAUGGAUGGCCAUGGACAGAGGGGAGAUAUCAUCAGUCAGUCUGGACUUAGCAACUCCACAGAAAGCCUGGACAGUAUGAAGGCACUGACAGCUGCUAUUGAAGCUGCCAAUGCACAGAUCCAUGGCCCUGCAAGCCAGCAUGUAGGGAACAAUACUGCCACUGUCACCACCACUACAACCAUUGCCACUGUUGCAGUAGAAGACAGGAAGAAGGAUCUCUUCAAGAAAAACAGAUGCUUAUCUAUUGGAAUACAGGUUGAUGGUGCUGAAGAAUCCACCAUACCAGGUGACAAUAAAGCAACCAGUAAGUUCCAGUCCAUAGGAGUUCAAGUAGAGGAGGAGAAGUGCUUUCGCAGGUUUACACGAUCUAAUAGUGUAACAACAGCUGUGCAAGCAGACCUGGAUUUCCAUGAGAACUUUGAAAUAAUCGACCCUCAAGAGGACAAUACAUGUUCUGGACAAAUAUCAAGACAGUUUUCCCGAGAUGCAAGCACCUCUACCGUUAGCAUACAAGGGUCAGGAAACCACUACCAUGCAUGUGCAGUGGAUGAUGACUUUGACACAGAUUUUGAUCCGUCAAUUUUACCUCCUCCUGACCCAUGGAUUGACUCUAUUACUGAAGAUCCUCUGGAAGCUGUUCAAAGGUCAGUGUGCCCACGAGAUGGCCACUGGUUUCUGAAGCUACUUCAGGCAGAGAGAGAUCGUAUGGAGGGUUGGUGCCAACAGAUGGAGAGAGAAGAACGUGAAAACAACUUACCUGAGGACAUUCUAGGGAAAAUUCGAACUGCAGUGGGCAGUGCCCAGCUUCUCAUGGCUCAGAAAUUUUACCAGUUCAGAGAACUUUGUGAAGAAAACCUGAAUCCUAAUGCACAUCCACGGCCGACCUCCCAGGAUUUAGCAGGGUUUUGGGAUAUGCUGCAGUUGUCCAUAGAAAAUAUUAGUAUGAAAUUUGAUGAACUUCAUCAGUUAAAGGCCAAUAAUUGGAAACAGAUGGAUCCUCAUGACAAGAAGGAGAGAAGGGUCCCUCCUCCAGUGCCAAAGAAGCCAUCGAAAGGUCAGGUGCCACUCAUACGAGAACGCUCUCUGGAAAGCUCGCAGCGUCAAGAGGCCCGGAAACGGCUGAUGGCUGCCAAGCGCGCUGCAUCGGUCCGCCAGAACUCAGCUACCGAGAGCGCCGAAAGCAUUGAGAUAUACAUCCCCGAAGCCCAGACCAGGCUAUGAAGGGAUCCAACUGGGAGGACUCUCUCUGGCAAGACAAGCCUCAUGUAUAAUCUGCCCCUCUAGGCUCCUGCUCAAGGUCACCACAAAGUAUUUGUACCUCCUCCUCCUCCUCCUCCUCCUCUCUCUUGCUCUCUCCCCCUCCUCUCCCUCUCCCCUCUCUCUGUACGCAGCUGCCCUGAUGCUCCCAGUGAACUCCACUGCCGUGGCGUAGUUGUCGGUCCUCCGAGAGACGUCCUCUAAUCACCCUUGCUUUCUGAAGGUUCGCCCAUGUCAUCACGAUGCUUUGUCACAUGUACUGAUGCUGCCACUUUGCCUCAUGUAAACGAGCACGAUCCUUUUUUCUUUUCUGUUUGGGACAAAUAAACGCAGCACUCAGACUUCCACACACCCGCACACCUGUACAGUAGAUGCUCCAUUUAACUUACUCAUGAUCUUUAGUUGACCUAAAGCUAGUCUGUUACCCAGUGUACAGCAAUAUCAAACUGUAGUGGACUUUGGUAUUUUCAGUCAUGCAGGGUGAUCCUUUCAGACUCUGCCGUCUUCCUCACAAAAGAUGAAAGGACCUAUGACUCGGAUUCCCUUCUUUUUAUUACUGUUUUUUUUUAAAGCAGAUGGCGCACUUUAUUCUAAACCUCCAAAUCACAUCUUCACCUGAAUUAAGGAGUCACACAGGGGGAGGGAGCUGGGGUGGGAGCGGGGAGGGGGGAACGAAAAGAAACCCCACAGCUCUGGCAGGUGAAAAAGUGGAAGUAUAUCCCACAGGUGAGAUGGCGAGGGAUAUAAAAGAUCCUGUGGAAAGAUACCCGCACACUCACAGCUGUACAAACUGCCUCAUUUUUAUUUCAUCAAUCACUACUUAAACAUUUCAAUCAGCAGAAGAUUGUAAAUUCGAUCUUCCAGGGAAAUAAUCUAUUUUGAAAGGCAAUAAAAGAGUAAAAAGGAAGGAGAUAAGAAGCAAUGACAGUUGAAGAGAUAAUAUAAAAGAAGGAUUUUCUUGUCCAAGUAUUAAGAAUUUUUAAAAUUGUACUGUAUUGUCAAUUCCUCUUGUAUUGUAUUGUAUGGAUUAUAUUGGUUAAAAAAAAAAAAAAAAGAAAAAAAGAAAAAAAAAAAAAGCUUGGUUUUGUUGAUGUCUUAAUCUCGGUGGGACCAUCCGAUCUCAUACGUCCAUGCAGCCACACACGGACACCUGUAGGUGAAUUACUGUACAUGGAGCCUCUGAUGCUUUUCCAGGCCAGGCUUGCUUUGCUCUAUCCACAGCUGGUUGUAUGCUACAGUUCAGACUGCUUAUCACCAAACCGUCCAUAUCUAGGAGUAAAUUUCUAAUUCAGCCUCCUCUUAAUAGUAUAAAGUACUCACUUGAACAAGAACAAUAGACUAUUUUUCACAAGUUAUGGGAUCAAUAUGAACUUAAUAUUUUUCACGACAAGCCUUCCUACCCUGGCUUCUGCCAUUGUUUUGCAAUCACGAAAAAUAUGCAUCCUAAGUAGCUCAUUAAUAGUGGGCGGAAAUGGCAGAUAAUAGGGCUGGAGAGGAGCCUGAAAGGUCAGCUCCUGUGUGUCUGUCCCCUCCAGCCACCUCUGGCUGGGGCAGGGGCCUGUCCUCCAGCUCCCCUGAUGAGGAACGAUGCCGACCACGCUGCUACUGGAAUCUCUUGUGCCAACAUUAGGAAAGCUAUGUCAGGCAUGUUGCUGAAAGCGAGUUGUGUGCGAGCGUGUGAGCGUGUGUGAGUGCGCACACGCGUGCUGGACUGGCAGGUGCUGCUGCCAGCAGAAUUGGCGUGGGCUGCUUGGGGUGACAGGGCUGCUCUGGGUGACAGGGCUGCUGUGAGCAGAGGAGCGCUGUGCAGUCCUCAGAGCAUGUGCAUCCUGCAGUGAUGUUUUCCAGACUCCUCUGCCGCUCCCUACGUGCUCUUCACGCCGUCUGCCAGGGCAGGGGUAGGCGGGAGAGGAAGGCAGGCUGCUUUCUGCUCCCAGUGAGCACAGGGACAGCCCCACCAUGGAGGGGCACAGGUGGCAGCCCUUGCUGCACGCCACUGCUGGCUGGCUGUGCCCACGGCUGCUCAGCCUCUAUGGACAGUCCAACCAGUGAAAAACCCCACUGCACGUGUGGCGUGAUUCUGCAGCUUGCACUUAAAAGGCAUUGAAAAUCGUCAUCGAAAAGUUAAGGUCUUGCUAAAACUACUCAUUGAGACCAUGCCAGACAGCUUCUUUUCCUAUGACAUCAUAGCCAGGUGCUAAUUUAAUUUUAUUUGAGAAAAUAGGAGAGGUAGUAGGUUCUGGCACCAAGUAUUUUCAUGAGAGCAUACUAAAACCACUAGAGAAUUUGCUACCUCUCAAAGCCAUCAAUAUCUGAGCUAUGUCUUUAUAAACAGGGCACAAAUAUUUACUGCUGUGGUUUACAAGAUAAGGGCUAAUAAUUUAAUAUAUAAAAGACUUUUAACUAGAGUAAUCAGAAAUCCAGUGUAACUCUAGAGUGCUUGGUGUUACAGGAGCUUCAAAAGGUUUGACCCUCUAAGCGUUUGAAUACCAGUGUAUUUGCUAGUUUUGAAACACUGCGUUUAACUUUUAGCAGCAACAAAACAUCACCGUGUUUGCAGUAUGUAAUAGUGCCAACUGCCACUUUUGAGCAUAUAUAGUCAUAGGAAGUAUUAAUUAUUUGGAACUCAUUUGUACUGAAGUAUUCGAAGCAGUACCUAGGUGAGAGUCCACAUUCACAACCGUGUCGCAGACUUACUUAGUUUUUGUGAACGUUUUACGAAAGAUGAGUUAAGACUUUGGUUGACAAGUGGCUACAGAAAUUUAUAUCCAGUAAGUCCCCCCCUAAAAAAAGAAAAAAAGUGAAGACUAUCUAGUCUUGUACAUUACAAAUUGUUGUAUUUGUAUAUCAUAGAAUAUUUUUUGUAUCUAUUUUAAAUGAAUUUAUUCUUAGCUGAAUGCUCGUUAGUUCAUUUGGCACUGGAGAGGUUAUUAUAAUGUUUGCCUAGUUUUUUAGCAGAAUAUUAAAAAUACGGAGAAAAUACAAAAUAAAAUAAUUCUGCCCAUAAAAUGCCACUAGUUGACCACUUGACUCAUUUACCAACACUAAUGCUAGUAUAUUUGCUCCAUCAUCUGUUUUAGUAUAAUUUGUAACUCUUUGUUUUUAGUCUAAACUGCCCAGUGUAUAUUAAAAAUGCCUAUAUUCUGUUUCACUUUGGGACUAAACUAUUGCUUUUUUUUUCCUUGGGAGAAAUUUUAGAAAAGGUUGGUUUUGUUUCCUGCUUCAAAAGUUAAAAAACAAAAAAAAAGAGGUAUUUAUUAUAUUUUUUGCAGAUGUUUCCAUAAAAUUCUCAUAAUCUUUUUGUAAAGAAAGAUGAAGAAAUGGAUUAAAGAUUUUUAAUAUUUGAAAAGGUAAAUAGAAAUAAUUUAUUUGUAAUAUAUUUCAGUUUAUUUAUUGGUGUUCCCUUAAUGCUUUGAUGUGCACUAUCACUUUAAUUUGAAGUGUAUCUUUGUGAAUUUAUUGGGGGUUUUGGUUUUUUGUUUUGUUUUUUUUUUUUAAGGAAAAUGGUCAAAUGCAUAUUUUAAGUAGAAUGUAAAUCACUGGCCUACCUGCAUUCCCAAAUGUGAUUUUAAAAAUGUUUUUGAUUUGAAACAAAAGACACAAAUAUGAAAGCCUUUAGACAGAGGAGAGUGUUUUUAUGGCUUAAUGAUUUGGGUUUCCAUAGGAUUAUCUAUCUGGUUUGUGUGUGGACAGGAAAAUGUAAAUAGAUGAAUGUUUCCCAUAAUGUAAAAAGAGCAAAUUAAUAAAAUAAUUAAUGCACUGCU
Molecule: messenger RNA, 5821 nt
Organism: Cyanistes caeruleus (blue tit)
Lineage: Eukaryota; Metazoa; Chordata; Aves; Passeriformes; Paridae
Source: RefSeq, a predicted model, not a curated record